UCCACUGGUGCCCGGCCUCAGCGGAGCCUUGCAGGAGCAUGGCGGCGUUGGUGAUUUUUCCCUCUCCGCUGCCGCGCCUUCAUGCUUUUCUCCAGCGUUGCUGGGGGCGGUUGGGGCGUGGGGUCUUCCCGGGCUUCUCCGGGCCUCAGAGCCUGCCCUGGGGGCCAGCACUGGCUGUCCAAGCUCCAGCUUUUUUUCCAGAGCCUGUAGAAGAGGCUAGUGAAAGUAAUGAGGCGCCAAGCUUCCUAGAUAGCAUUUUGUGGAUGGCUGCUCCAAAGAAAAGACGCACCAUUGAAGUAAACCGCUGCAGGCGAAGAAAUCCCAAUAAGCUUAUCAAAGUAAAGAGAAAUAUAGAUGUUUGCCCUGAAUGUGGACACUUGAAACAGAAGCAUGUUCUCUGUGGCUAUUGUUAUGCAAAGGUCAAAGCAGAAACUCAACAGAUACGGCUUGAGAUACGUAAAAAGGAAGGAGGACCAUUUAAUGCUCCUACUGUGGAAACUGUAGUUCUUUAUGAUGGAGAAAAGCCUACAGAAAAAGAUGAAGGCAAGCGGAUCAUUGAAAGAGCCAGGAAGCGUCCAUCCUGGUUUAUUCAAAGUUGAUGUUAUAGAACUAAUAUAAACAAAAACAGUUGCUACAGCAGGAAAGAUGGUGCUUUUCAAGACUGUUUUCCUUGUUGUAUUCACUUAAUGCUGAUACGAACCUAUCAAGUUUUGGGAAGUCUGACUGAAACACAUUUCAUUUCAUAUGGGAUUACAGUCAUGUGUUGUUUCCAUAGCAUGCAGUGGUGAAUGCCUCUCAGUGACGCGUAGCAGUCAUAAUUAAAGAGAAGUCAGGAUCUACCGGGAGUUUGGAUAUUUGCUUACUGUAGACAGAAUAAUAUGUUAAUGUUGUAUGCUGUUUUUGUAAAUAACACUUUUUAACAGAGAUAAAACAUUCACGUAUAUAGAAUAAAAUGUAUAAAGAUUCA
Messenger RNA from Struthio camelus australis, 967 nucleotides. RefSeq names its product mitochondrial ribosomal protein L32 (gene MRPL32). NCBI's taxonomy places the organism in Eukaryota, Metazoa, Chordata, Aves, Struthioniformes, Struthionidae. Gene Ontology annotation, cellular component: mitochondrial large ribosomal subunit. Gene Ontology annotation, molecular function: structural constituent of ribosome. The record is from RefSeq and is a predicted model, not a curated record. Gene Ontology annotation, biological process: translation.